AUAAAAUUAACCCUGCUACAGAAAAGAAAUAUAGAACCAACUAAAUUACAUUCCACAUAAAUCCUUCUCUUAUUUUUACAGAUUAAUAUAAGCUAAUUACCACUCAAAACAUCGUUGUUCUUCAAGCAAGCUUCAACUAUGGCUUUAAUUAGGGAGGGAAUGGCUAGGAGUUUGAAGAGAAUAGUGCCGCUGUUAGACAGAGGGCGAGGAAUAAAAUCAAUGACAGGAACAACGCCGAAGAUGAAGGCGUAUGCGGCUUCAACUGAAGGGGAGCCUAGUAAAGGAAAAGCAAAGGGUGGCAACUAUGUACCAGUUUAUGUAGCAUUGGGUAUGAUAGGGCUGGCUGUAGCUUUGGGAGUACACACUGCCAAGCAGCAGUUCAUGCACGCCCCUGCUGUUCGAGUCAAGAAGAGCCGGAGAGAGAUGGUAUCGGAGGUAGACGAGCCUGAUCGUGUUACCCAAGAGUCUGAAGAUUUCAUAAAGAAGUCCUUCUUUCGGAAGGUUGCAAAUGUUCAGGAGUUUGAGACUCCUGUUAAUGAUCCUAUCCAUGGCAAUCCCCUCACAAGGGAGCCACGGGUUGAGUCAUUGAAGACGGUAGGAAUCAAUCCUGUUAGUGGUAAUGAUUCAAGCGCUAAAGCGACUUAAGAAAUCGAUCAUGACAUUAAUCGGUGUUUGUUUCUGUUUCGGUCCAUUUUAUCCUUCUAAAUGUUCUAACUAUAGAUCUUUUGAUUUUGGAACUGUAGAAAAUAAUAAUAUCCCUUGCUCUUAAUGCUGGCUA
This is a messenger RNA of Spinacia oleracea (spinach), 778 nucleotides long. RefSeq lists its product as uncharacterized. The transcript is spliced from 3 exons. NCBI's taxonomy places the organism in Eukaryota, Viridiplantae, Streptophyta, Magnoliopsida, Caryophyllales, Amaranthaceae. The coding region runs from base 139 to 645 and encodes 168 amino acids. The record is from RefSeq and is a predicted model, not a curated record.